Drosophila grimshawi is the source of this 4466-nucleotide messenger RNA. RefSeq names its product JNK-interacting protein 3 (gene syd). Lineage: Eukaryota; Metazoa; Arthropoda; Insecta; Diptera; Drosophilidae. Gene Ontology annotation, biological process: vesicle-mediated transport. The transcript is spliced from 15 exons. The coding region runs from base 706 to 4407 and encodes 1233 amino acids. The record is from RefSeq and is a predicted model, not a curated record. Gene Ontology annotation, cellular component: cytoplasm. Gene Ontology annotation, molecular function: JUN kinase binding; signaling receptor complex adaptor activity; MAP kinase scaffold activity.
UUUCUCAUUCAUCAUGAAAAUCGGUCGCUCGCAUUUUAGUCUUACAAAUAUUCAUUGCUAAAAUGUGCUAAAAAAAAGUGUUUAGUUAAUAAUAGUGCAUAAACUUGUGCUCGAGUUAUGUGUGUAUGCCGUUGUUAUGUUAGCUAGGUGCGACACGUAGCGGAAAUGUGUGAAAAACGUACACGAAAAAAAUGAAAUCAAGCCCAAAAUACGUCGCUAACGGUGGGGGGAAAGAGGAUGAUGGCCAAACAUAGCCACAGCGAAAAACGUCAAAUAAAAAGUGACACGCAAAACAAGCCCAAUAUGCAAUUAUAUUCAAAAUAAACGAGCUAAAUAAUAUAUAUAUAUACAAAGAAAAAUUCGUAAACACGACGAAAAUAACAGCAACAACAACAAGAAUAAUUUAACAACUGCACCUGUGUUGGUGGUGCCUGUAUAUGUGUGUGCUUCUGUCGUCGCAUCACACACAGUAGCUGGAUUGUUGCUUUUGUUGUUUGGGGUUGAAAGCUGCAUAACGCGUGACGUACGUGUGACAGUGUGUGUACCCAACCCCCUACACACAAACACAUACAGACACGCUCACACCAACAACAACAGACUCCUACCCACACUCGAAUGCGUAGUUAGGAGGAAAGAAGAAGAAGCCAACACAGAGACUAGGAAAUACAGAGAGAAAAGACAACGACGACAACAACAACAACAAAAAUGAUGGACAACGAUGACACAAUGCUCAAUAAUUGUGGACCACAGUCGGGCGCUGAGACAGUCUAUGGCACCGAGGACAACAAUAUGGUCAUGUCGGAGAAGAAUGAAGAGGUUGUCAGCAUUGUGCAGCAGCUGGCUGGCAGCAUUUAUCAGGAGUUCGAGCGAAUGAUCAAUCGCUAUGACGAGGAUGUGGUUAAGAACCUGAUGCCACUGCUCGUGAACGUGCUGGAGUGCCUGGAUGCCUCCUAUCGCAUCAAUCAGGAGCAGGACGUGGAGGUGGAGCUGCUACGCGAGGACAAUGAACAGUUGGUAACACAAUAUGAGCGAGAGAAGAGCGCACGCAAACAGUCUGAGCAAAAGCUGCUGGAGGCGGAGGACCUAGCCGAGCAGGAGAACAAAGAGCUCGCCAGCCGACUGGAGGCCCUGGAGAGUAUUGUGCGCAUGCUGGAACUAAAACACAAGAACAGCGUUGAGCAUGCCAGUCGCCUGGAGGAGCGUGAGGCGGACCUCAAAAAGGAGUAUGCCAGGCUGCAUGAACGCUACACGGAACUGUUCAAGAACCAUGUGGACUACAUGGAACGCACCAAAAUGCUGAUGGGUUCGACUCACUCCCAAAUGAGCAAUGCCUCCGAUCGCAUGGAUGUGAGUCGGGCUCGACUCAAUCCAGUCGCGCGUAGCUCUGGCCCCGUCUCCUACGGUUUUGCCUCUCUGGAGAACUCUGUAAUGUUGGAUACGGAGACGAUUUGCAGUGCGGGCAGUCAGUCGGAUGACUCGGGACCGCCAUCGCUGCAGAAUGAACUGGACAAUUUGGCUAGCAGCGUCGAACGUGCCGGUGCAGCAGAUGCGCUUGCCGGCUCGCCACAGAGUCCAGACAUGAGUCCCGUUGUGCCAAAUGUGCCCGCAAAUGUUGGUCGUUCGACUACCAAAAAGGAGCACCGCUCGGACAAUAAUCUCUACCAAGAAUUGUCCUUCCCGGAUAACGAAGAGAGCGAAGAGAAUGAGAUUGUUACAGGCAGCUGGGUACAUCCCGGAGAGUACGCAUCCUCAGCUAACGACAACUAUUUUGGCAUGGGCAAGGAGGUGGAGAAUCUCAUCAUGGAGAACAAUGAGCUGCUGGCGACCAAAAAUGCACUCAACAUUGUCAAGGACGAUUUGAUUGUCAAAGUGGAUGAGCUGACGGGUGAGAUAGAAAUUGUGCGCGAAGAGCUGAAUGCCAUGCAACAGUCGCGUACGAAGCUCAGGCAGCGCAUCAGCGAGCUGGAGGAUGACCUCAAGAAGACCAAGGAACAGGUGAAACAACAAAACACCGAGCAGGAGGAGAAUGAUGUGCCGCUGGCUCAGCGCAAACGCUUUACUCGUGUGGAAAUGGCCAUGGUGCUGAUGGAGCGUAAUCAGUACAAGGAGCGGCUGAUGGAGCUGCAGGAGGCGGUGCGCCUUACAGAAAUAUUGCGCGCAUCGCGCACUGUUGAUAAUUUGGACAAGAAGUCGAAGCAGAGUAUUUGGAAAUACUUUAGUAAUCUUUUUACCCCCUCCAAUCGUCCGACGGAACGCGUCGCUGACGGCCUUGGAGGGGGGCCUAUGUUUCGUCACACAGGCGGAGGAAGCCCUGCCCACAGCCAUGGAUCACCUAGCCGUGGAGGAGGCGACAAUCGCCUUGCCCUAACCGGUGGGCAGCCAAUGCCGCAUCCGGCUAGCGCCGGUCUUGCCAAUGCUUUAAUCAUGGCCAAGGAUUAUGCGGAGGAGGGCACUUCGGAGCGUAUCAGCGCCAGGCGGCGCGAACAAUAUCGACAACUGCGCGCCCAUGUGCAAAAGGAGGACGGACGCCUGCAUGCGUACGGCUGGAGCUUGCCCAUUAACAAAACCAAUCUAGAUGCCAAUCCGAGUCGUCAUUCGGGCGGUGUGCCCGUGCCUGUUUAUUGCAAUCCGCUGGCGGAGGCAUCGCCGCACAUGAAAGUGUUUUGCGCGGCCGGUGUCAAUCUGCAGGGUGGCUUCACCAAGGAUGGCCAAUCGCUGAUACCCGCCAACUCGCCCUAUGCGCCGCACUCCACCCUCAAAAUAGCGGAGAUCACAAGUCCAACAGCGGAGCAGAGUGCCGAGGCGCUGGAUCGCCAAAUGGCCCGUGCCUGCCUCGAAACGCUGGAGCCCGAGACGCAGCUCAGUUCGUUUGUAUGGAUCUGCACAAGCACACAUGCCGCCAGCACUGUCAGUGUUGUGGAUGCGAAUCAGUCGGCCACAGUGCUGGAUGCUUUUCCGAUAUGCGCAUCGCAUCUGCUGUGCAUUGCAUCCGUGCAGGGCGCCAUGGAGAGUGACUAUGCCCUGCUCGAGCAAUCUGAGGUGGUCAAGGCGGGUGAGAUGCUGCAGCGGCCAGGCGAGGGCACCGAGCUGCUCGGCAAGGUGGAGUUUGUGCGUGUCCGACCCAAAGCGGAUCAGAACAGCAACAGUAAACAGAACUCAAAAGAGGACGCUGAGGAGGAGGUCGUAGCGGUUACUGUUGUUGUUGGCGUGGCCGAGGCCAAAGAGGCGACAGAGAAAUCCAAUGAGCAGCUGCCCGCUGUGGAUGCCAGCGAACCGCUGGGCAAUGUAGAGGCCAUUAAAAUACGUCAGGCGUUGCCGGGAGCACCGCGGCGACUGAUCAGCAACUCCGAAAAUAGCAGCAAUCAUGUCAACAACAAUAACACCAACGGAGGCAGCAAUGUGCCAUUGGGCAUUAAUUCACUGAAUCCCAUACUGGGCACCAAGGAGCGCGAGGAUCCGGUCAUGAGUUCGGUGGGUCCCACUAUGUGGUUGGGCGCCCAAGAUGGUUGGCUGUACGUGCACAGCAGUGUGGGACGGUGGCAUGAGUGUCUGCACCGGGUGCUCCUGCCCGAUGCUGUGCUGGCGAUUGUGCAUGUGGAGGCGCGUGUUGUUGUUGCGCUGGCCAAUGCUCAGUUAGCCGUGUUCCGCCGCCAAACAGACGGCCAAUGGGAUCUGAAUAGUUAUCACCUGGUUACGCUCGGUGAUCGCAAUCAUUCGAUACGUUGCCUCUGUGUGGCCGGCGAGCGCAUUUGGGCUGCGCAUCGCAACAAAAUCUUUAUUGUUGAUCCCAUAUCGCUAAACAUUGUACACUCGCUAGACGCGCAUCCGCGCAAAGAGAGCCAGGUGCGCCAAAUGGCAGCCACUGGCGCCGGCGUCUGGGUAUCCAUACGUUUGGAUUCCACACUGCGGCUGUACAAUACGCAUACGUUUGAGCACAAGCAGGAUGUGGACAUUGAGCCGUAUGUGUCCAAAAUGCUAGGCACCGGCAAGCUGGGCUUCAGCUUUGUGCGCAUCACAGCGCUGAUGGUGUCCUGCAAUCGCCUCUGGAUUGGCACCAGCAACGGUGUCAUCAUCUCUGUGCCGCUGGCCGAGACUCAGCAAAAGUCAUCUGAUCCCCAUGGCCAAAUGCCAUUGUGCUGCAUGGCCAAUGCUCAACUGUCCUUCCAUGGCCAUCGCGAUGCAGUCAAGUUCUUUGUAUCGGUGCCCAUGCUGCAGCAGCCGAAUGGCACACUCACCUUCAGCAAUAAGCGCCCCGAUAUGUUGGUCAUGUGCGGCGGAGAGGGUUAUAUUGAUUUUCGCAUAAGUGACAAUGACAUGGAGAACAGUAUACAACUGGAACCAAAUCAAACAAUCGAAAAUCGAGGCGAUAAAAGUUAUUUGAUUGUGUGGCAUGUUAGUCAACGUUAAAACUAAUUUGUUGUUUUAAGUGAAAUAUUUAUAAAAAAAAACAAGUUAUACAUAUAUAG